ACCUUUUCGGAGGCGGAGGGGCAUAUAGAGCCGCGUUGCCUAGACUCCUCCCUUUUCUCUCUGUGGCCGCCAUCGAGUAGCAGCCUUUGAGCCCGGCCGUCAGCAUGGCCUGCGCUCGUCCUUUGAUCACGGUGUACUCCGAAAAGGGGGAAACGUCAGGCAAAAAUGUGACUAUGCCCGCAGUGUUCAAGGCUCCUAUACGCCCAGAUAUAGUCAACUUUGUGCACACCAACCUGCGCAAGAACAGCAGGCAGCCGUUUUCAGUGAGCAAGCUUGCUGGUCACCAGACCAGUGCUGAAUCAUGGGGUACCGGAAGGGCUGUUGCCCGUAUUCCCCGUGUCCGCGGCGGUGGAACGCACCGUUCUGGUCAGGGUGCGUUUGGAAACAUGUGCCGAGGAGGACGUAUGUUUGCCCCAACAAAGAUCUGGAGACGCUGGCACCGUAGAGUCAAUGUAACCCAGAAGCGAUAUGCUGUCUGCUCUGCACUGGCUGCUUCUGCCCUGCCUGCACUCAUCAUGUCUAAAGGUCACCGCAUUGAGGAGAUCCCAGAAGUUCCAUUGGUGGUUGAAGAUAAAGUUGAAAGUUACAAGAAGACAAAGGAGGCCGUUCUGCUGCUGAAGAAGCUCAAAGCGUGGAAUGACAUCAAGAAGGUCUAUGCUUCCCAACGUAUGCGUGCUGGUAAGGGUAAGAUGAGGAACCGCCGUCGCAUCCAGCGCAAAGGACCUUGUGUUAUCUACAAUGAAGAUAAUGGCAUCAUUAAAGCCUUCAGGAACAUCCCAGGAAUUGCACUCCUUAAUGUAAACAAACUGAAUCUGUUAAGGCUGGCUCCCGGUGGUCACGUUGGACGGUUCUGCAUCUGGACGGAGAGCGCCUUCCGCAAACUGGACGCUCUUUACGGCACAUGGCGCAAACCAGCCACCCUAAAGGCAAACUACAACCUCCCCAUGCACAAAAUGACAAACACAGAUCUGAGCCGAAUCUUGAAGAGUCCGGAGAUCCAGAAGGCCCUGCGUGCUCCAAUUAAGAAGGUGAAGCGCAGAGAACUCAAGAAGAACCCACUGAAGAACUUGAGAAUCAUGAUGAGGCUGAAUCCAUAUGCAAAGACUGCCAAACGCAACGCCAUCCUGCGUCAGCAAGAGAAUAUUAAGACAAAACAAGCAAAGCGAGAGGCAGUAGCGGCAAAGAAGGCGACACCUGCAGCGGCACCAGCAAAGAAGGCGGUACCUACCCCCGUGGCAGCAGCCAAGGCAGCAGCUUCCAAAGCCAAGGCGUCAAAGGCCAAGGCAGCAGCCAAGAAAUCUUAAAGUGACUUGUAGAAAAAGUUCAGCACUUUGCAUUUGUCAUCAAUAAAAUGCCGUUUAAUAUGAA
This is a messenger RNA of Rana temporaria (common frog), 1368 nucleotides long. It is a transcript of the gene RPL4, whose product is annotated as ribosomal protein L4. Gene Ontology annotation, molecular function: structural constituent of ribosome; RNA binding. Gene Ontology annotation, biological process: translation. The record is from RefSeq and is a predicted model, not a curated record. The transcript is spliced from 10 exons. NCBI's taxonomy places the organism in Eukaryota, Metazoa, Chordata, Amphibia, Anura, Ranidae. Gene Ontology annotation, cellular component: ribosome; cytosolic large ribosomal subunit. The coding region runs from base 105 to 1304 and encodes 399 amino acids.